CUGAAACAGUCUAAACCACCUAUUUGUAAUGUUAGUGAAUUAAUUUCAUUUUUAACCGCCUACAAAGUAGAUUCCAAGAAUAUUUUUCAAACAUCUAGACAUACAGCAAUUUUAUUACUUAUAUACUCGGGUAGACGUUUACAUGAUUUAACAUUACUAAGAGUAGAUCCUAAUCACUGCAUAAAGUCUGAAGAUAGUAUAAUAUUUUGGCCUGAAUUUGGCUCAAAAACUGGUCGAAGUGAUUAUAGACAAUCUGGGUGGAAAUUUGUUGCAAAUAAUACUCAUUGCAACCUAAAUCCUCUGUUCUGGAUAGAACAAACUAUAACAUUAUUAAAUGAAAGACGCAGUUCUGCACGAUCUUCUAACCUAUUUAUUACACUUAGAGGUGCAGCAAAGCCCGCUUCACGUACAGUCAUUGCGGGCUGGGUUAAAACUAUUUUCAAGGAAGCUGGCAUUUCUGCAACACCAGGAAGCAUCCGAUCUGCAGUAGCUUCAAAAAGUUGGUACGACAAUCAUCCACUGGACGAAAUUUUGGCCCGUGGUAAUUGGCAAUCAGCCAAUACAUUUAAAAAAUAUUACAGAAGAGAAGUGAUUAACUGUAGUGAUCCGACAAAUGUUUCAAAUAGUUUCACUCCCUUAAAUUGA
This is a messenger RNA of Parnassius mnemosyne (clouded apollo), 645 nucleotides long. The record is from the annotation of a GenBank genome assembly. Lineage: Eukaryota; Metazoa; Arthropoda; Insecta; Lepidoptera; Papilionidae.